Penaeus vannamei (Pacific white shrimp) is the source of this 1903-nucleotide messenger RNA. It is a transcript of the gene Gmd, whose product is annotated as GDP-mannose 4,6 dehydratase. Gene Ontology annotation, cellular component: cytoplasm. Gene Ontology annotation, molecular function: GDP-mannose 4,6-dehydratase activity. Gene Ontology annotation, biological process: GDP-mannose metabolic process. NCBI's taxonomy places the organism in Eukaryota, Metazoa, Arthropoda, Malacostraca, Decapoda, Penaeidae. The record is from RefSeq and is a predicted model, not a curated record.
CAAACUGGCCACGUCAUUUUACAUUACGGAGGAAAAUCUUGUUUUCGCUGCGUUUUCCUUUUGAAUUCUCCUUAAUUUUAUCACCGGCAAUACAAACGUGCUCAGACGCAUAAGUACGUAUCGAAUAAUAUUACUGAUAUAUUACACAUAACGUAAAUAUUUAAGAAAUUUGAAAGGAGGCGGCAUCUGAUAACUCUUAGAAGCGUACGUGUUGAAUAGUGUUAAGAAAGAGGCGUGUAUUUCAUCACAAUUUUAUUAUAUAUUCGCCCCUCUAAGGACUAAUUAUGGCCAGUGUGGUGGAAGUAAAGAGGGCUCUCCUCACUGGCAUAACAGGACAGGAUGGCUCCUACCUGGCUGAGCUCCUCCUCAGCAAGGGAUACCAGGUUCAUGGGAUCAUCAGAAGAGCCUCCACCUUCAACACAGGCCGUAUCCGUCAUCUCUAUGAAGACACUAAGAUCCACAGUAACGGCCGGAUGCAGCUCCAUUAUGGUGACCUGACAGACUCGACCUGCCUUGUUAAGAUUAUAUCCCUCGUCAAGCCAGAUGAGAUUUAUAAUUUAGGCGCUCAGAGCCACGUCAAGGUUUCCUUUGAUAUGGCAGAAUACACUGGAAAUGUUGAUGCCAUGGGAACUCUCCGUCUCCUAGAUGCUAUAAGAACGUGCGGCAUGGAAAAGAAGGUCAGAUUCUACCAAGCUUCCACAUCAGAACUUUAUGGAAAGGUUCAGGAAAUUCCGCAGAAAGAGACUACCCCGUUUUAUCCUAGAUCUCCCUAUGGUGCUGCAAAACUUUAUGCUUACUGGAUUGUUGUGAACUACCGUGAAGCUUAUGGCAUGUUCGCCUGUAACGGUAUCCUCUUCAACCACGAAUCUCCCAGACGAGGUGAGACAUUCGUCACUCGUAAGGUCACCCGGUCAGUGGCUAAGAUACACUUGGGAAUCCUGGACAAGUUUGAACUUGGAAAUAUCGACUCCAAGAGAGAUUGGGGACACGCAAAAGACUAUGUUGAGGGAAUGUGGAAGAUCCUCCAAGCUGACGAACCUGAGGACUUUGUUCUUGCCACGGGAGAAGUCCAUUCCGUCCGAGACUUUGUUGAGGCUGCAUUCAAAGAGAUUGGACGUGAAAUCUACUGGGAAGGCACAGGUGUUGAUGAAGUUGCAAAGGAAAAAGAAACGGGCAUUGUGAGAGUGAAGAUCAACCCUAAGUAUUACCGACCUGCUGAAGUUGACUUCCUGCAAGGAGACGCAACGAAGGCCUGGAAGAAGCUCGGCUGGAAGGCAACCCACGAUUUCGCGGGCCUUGUGAGGGACAUGGUAGAGGCAGACAUCGAGCUGAUGAAGAAGGAUCCUGCGGCAUAAAGUGUUGUGAUCUCUGGGGUUGCCGGUGCGUCACGGUGCUCACAGAUGGCGCUGGUUGUUGACGUGAAAAGGGAAAAAUUGUGCUGCGUCUAGUGUUCUUUUUUUUUUUUUUUUUUUUUUUCUUUCAAUUUCUCUCUCUCCAAAAUGUGAUACGAGUUGGCGGUGAUUCCACGCUUUUGGUUCGUUUGUGUUUUCACCCCCCUUUUUCUGUAUGUGUUAUCUGUUGUUGUUAUUGUUAUUUUUUCUCUCUGAUUCUCUUUCGUAAGACGCGUGUGACAGGAGUAAUAAUAAGAAAAAAAAAAUGUAAUAAAGCUUCAUGUUGCGUUUAUUUGCAACAUGGAUAUUUUUCCCUCUUGGAUUAGAGUGCAAUACUGUAGUUUUUAUUCUAUUUAUUUUUUUUUUUUUAAGGUUGUCAGUAGUGUUUUCUCUUUGCACAGAGGACUUCGCUCUCGGCGUGAUGAGCUGAUUUUUGUCCCUGACUUAGUUUUCUUUCGGUAGCUUAGGGGGAACGGGAGUAUGUGUAUAUAUAUAUCUUUGCAUUUGUAUAA